Molecule: messenger RNA, 6208 nt
Organism: Caenorhabditis auriculariae
Lineage: Eukaryota; Metazoa; Nematoda; Chromadorea; Rhabditida; Rhabditidae
Source: the annotation of a GenBank genome assembly
AUGCAAAAUCCAUGGUAUCUAACAUCAGUUUACAGGCCGCCUGGUUGGGACCCUCGAUUCACAGUUGAGUUCGCAAACUUGUUGGAAACUAUAAACAAAAAAGUUGGAGAUGGGCAGCACAUAAUUGUGGGUGAUUUCAAUUUUCCACAAAUAAAUUGGAAUACACUGAAGUCGACUGAUUCUGUGAGUAGCAGUUUUGUUGAUAUAAUGUGUGAUAAGGGUUUCUCGCAGAAGGUAAAGCAGAGUACUCGUGGAAACAAUAUUUUGGAUCUAAUUUUCACGUCUAAGAAAAAUAUGGUGGAAAAUAUAAAAAUUGAAAAGCCUUUAUCUGAUCACUCAACAGUCACUUGCAAAGUGAACAUAAAUAAUCCAAAAAUUAACAUCGAAAGGCAUUUUACUGUAAAUGAUUAUUCAGAGGCAAACUUUGAAUCUUUAGGACAAAGAUUGGCUUGGAUUGAUUGGAAUUAUCGUUUCAGUACAUGUGACACAGCUGACAAAAUGUACAGCACUUUUUUGAAUAUAACUUUGCCACUAAUUGAUCAAUUUAUACCCAAGAAAACUAUCAAAAAGUCUAAUCUACCAUCCGAGAUAAUGAAACUGAAGAGAUACUCUGAAAAUUCCUACAUAAAAUAUAAAAAAUCCAAUAAAUCCGAAGACUUAUUGACCUAUAAAACUAAUUGGUGGAAAUACCGGAAAGCUAUCAAAAGAUUUUUAGAAUUAAAAGAAGAAGAAAGCUAUCGAUAAAGGACCAAACAGCAAGAAGUUCUGGAAUUAUAUUAGAAAUAAGACCACCAUAUUCGUUGAUCCGCCUUUCAUACAGACUAAAAAUGGAUGCACCAACGAUGAUAAUGAGAAAGCUCAGGCUUUUAACGAUUUUUUCUGCUCAGUUUUUACUAAAGACGAUGAGAGACCAUUCAUAAAUAAUACGAGCUCGGUUGGAAGUAUGGAAGAAAUAAACGUUGAUCCAUAUAUCGUAUACGAAUGUUUGAAGAAGCUUAGACCUUUACAUUCUGCCGGUCCGGAUAAAUUGUCUAAUAUCAUAAUACAAAAACUAGCGGCCCCUUUGGCACUACCUUUAUCAAUGAUAUUCCAAAAAACAUUGGAUACCUCAUGCUUGCCUAGUUUAUGGAAAAAGUCAAUAGUUCGACCUAUAUAUAAGAAAGGAAGCCUUAGUGAGCCUCAAAACUACAGACCUGUCAGUUUAACAUGUGUCCCAUGCAGAGUACUCGAAUCCAUUAUCGUUAGAAGUUUAAGAAAUCAUCUUUGGAACAAAAACAUAAUAUCCAAAGCCCAAUACGGAUUUUUGAACAACAGAAAUACCGUUUCGCAAUUGCUUCAAAAAAGCAAAAAUAUUUGAUUCAAAACGUGUAUGAAAAAGCCAUAGUAGACGUAAUUUAUCUGGACAUAAGUAAAGCCUUUGAUUCCGUAACACAUCGCAGAAUGUUGAACUUACUGGAAUCCUAUGGUUGCAAUGGUCGGCUACUCUCCUGGUUUCAGAGCUAUCUCAUUGGACGUACCCAAAUGGUACGCAUAAAUGAAAGCUUUAUCCGAUGAAAUUCCCGUACUUUCAGAUUGUACCACAGGGUAGUUGUUUGGGUCCUUUAUUUUUUCUUCUUUACAUCAAUGAUAUCGAUAAAGUAGUCAAACACAGCGAACUAUUAACAUAUGCCGACGAUUGUAAAUUAAUGAUAAGUUCAAAAGAUAGAAAAUUUCGAACAUAAGCUUCAGGAAGAUUUAAACUCUAUUUAUGAAUGGUUAGCAGAUAGACAGCUUGUCCUAUCGAGUUCAAAGAGUAUACAUGUCAGAUAUGGUAAAUCCAAUACUGAGAACCCUUCUUACACAAUAAAUGGCUCAAAAAAAUUCCAACAGAUAUAUUCAUCAGAGAUCUGGGAGUACAUUUUAGUUCUAAUUUAAAAAAAUGAAUGGUCACGUGAAUGUAAUUGUGAAAAAAAUGCAUGAAAAUUGUGAAUAAUCUUUUUUUAGAUGUUUUACCUUCUCGCACACUAAUUUCAUGAACUGCUACAAGUUGAAGAUUUUUACCUGUUCUUGAAUAUGGGUCAGAACUUUUUCUGUCCUUUAACAAGAACAGAUAUCGAUAGAUUGGAAUCAGUUCAAAGGAAAUUUACUAAAAGACUUUUUCCCUAAAAUGAAUUACAAAGAAAGACUUCAACGUCUUGGACUAAACACCCUUUGGCAAAGACGUUUAAAGAAAAGACAUAACUGCUGCUCACAAUUUCAUUUUACGGAUACUAUUGGUGCCCAUCUCCAAUCCCUUUACAAAAUACAAGAAGUAGAUCGAAUCAACUGCGAGGAAAUGGCCUCAAAAUAGAGCGGCCUCUACUUUCUGACAUACACUACCGGUUCAUUAAUCAAAGAGUAUUGAAUCAUUGGAAUCAUAUGGAUAGAAACAUAGUAUUUGAGUAUGAAAAAAAUAAGUUCAGAUCUAAACUUGAGAAAUGGUUUGAAAACAACAUUACAGAACUAAACACUCUUGAUCCAACAAAAAUAUGAAAGCUACAUAAUCGACAUUUUAAAAGAAUAACUUCAAGGUUAUUCCAAUUUACUCAAGUGGGGGGUUAACACGACCGCGGGUCCUCUUCCCUCCAUCACCACAAGUUCCGACACAUAUGUUCCCAAAUUCUCCCUACAUCUAUUUCGUGAAAUUUAGUACUUGUGUGUGAGAAAUAAAACAUUUUGAUUGAUUAAAAAAUUAUUUUUGGCCGCGUAAAUAUGAAAAUUUCGAAAACGAGGUAAACUUGGCAAUUAUCCAAGUGUACGGGAAGAUUGGGUCCCAAAGCGAUGAGGUAGCGCGCUAAAAAGCUUGGCGCCUUCUCAAUUUACGUAAAAAGUACGUUUUUUUUUGUUUUUUUUUCGAUGCUGGAGAUUUUUUUGUAUAAAUUCAUCACAUCUAGACUCUUCUUACUAGUUAGUAUGAGUAUUUCAUUGAAUCUUAGUUUUUCCUUGAAAUUAAUUCGCAGAUUUCGCGUUUUGUCGAGAAAAAAAUAUAGGCCUAAAAAUGAAAUUUAAUUUUUUUUAACCAACUUCUUUCAUUUAUUUUUUUUAUAACUAUCAAGUUUCAUAAACAAGUAGAGCAUAUUGUGAAGGAUGAAUACCGGAAAAAAUAGACCCAGCCUAAUUUUGGAAAUGGAGUUUUCAUAUUUCUAAUUCUUAUUUCAGGUAUAGUCUGUUAAGAUUUUUGAAUGUUAAGUAGCAAACUCUGCCCCCCAACAACGCUCUGAAAAUGGACCGCUUUCUGAUUGGUUCGAUCUACGCAUACGGGGCGGAGUUUGAGCGAUAACUUCACAUUUAGAAUAUGAACAAACUAUUCUAUUUACUGAAAUUAAUAUAAUGUGAAAAGGGAAUUCAUGUACUAAAGUUUGAAUUGAAAUUAUUUUUUUCACUUAAUCUUAAAAAAAGUUCAGGCAAAAAGUAAAAAUUCUCCUUUUUCUUAAUUUUUUAUAAUAAUCAAUUUUUCAAAGCACAAGUAAUAAAAUUGUGAAGAAUGAAUGCCGUGUCAUGACGGCAAAAAAUUCGAAAGAAUGAAUGAAAACUGUUUUUUACCCUUAAUGUAGUUGGCCAUAUCGCGCGGGUCGCAGGCGAUAUAGUCAAAGCAUUUUGCUGCUUUCACAUCAACGUGUCGCUACGACGUCGUCAAAGCCUCGCUGCCACAUCACUCUUAUCAACUUUCAGAUAAAACUAGUAUAGUUCGGAGAAUCAGCUUGAUAGGCGAAAUCAAAAUAUGUUUGCAUCGAAGUAUUAUUAAGUUAAAUGCCUAAAUUCUGCUUGAAAAUCUUCUUCCGCAUGGUCGUCUACCAAAGUUUUUUCUGCGGAACAAUCUCAACUCUGAGAGUAUCUCGAAGUAAAGUCUAAAAUGUGUAACGCUCUGAAAAAGAUGAUAUUUCUUCUGAAGACUUGUUAUUGGAAGAUCAGAAGUUUGAAAACUGGAGCUUAAUUUAAGCUUAAUUGUCAUGAUAAUGUUUUCGCAGUAUUUUUCAUGCACAAACGACUAUCAGCAGCGUAAACGCCGAAACAUCUUCAGAAAAUUGGCUGGGAGAAUCAGUAGAAUCGCCUUUUGACAAAAUGCAGGGAAACGCCUUGACAAUAAAUUCAAAAUUCUCUAACAAGAAGAAAUCUGAAUUGAACGAGAAAUGAAGACGUUUUAGAAAUGUUUCAACAAUUAAUUGGCAAGUUCUAGUAUCCAGAAAAAUAUUUCGAAAGAUUUUUGCCGUAAUACCUCUUACUCAUAGUGGUUUGGUCUCAUUUGAAGGUUCCCGCCUAGAGAACGGCAUCCGGGAUCAGCUUCACCACCUAUCAUAUUCCUAGCUCGUCAAAAAAGACUUCUUGUUCACUAAAGGCAGCUGAUCGAUAGAACUCAAAAAGUUGUUGAUCAAGGCUUAGUCGGUGACAUUUUUUACUGAAACAACGAAUGAGAUGAUAUAAAUUGAUUGAAAAAAAAAAUCAAGUAAUUCUGAAAAUCUGAAAAAGUCAUGCAAAGACCAGGGCACUUGACACAUUCUGUGCCGAGGUAAUUUCUAAUCUCGGUGGUCUCUAAAAAGAAAUUAUAGAUCAAAUGAUGCCAAAUUUGAACUAAAAAUCGAACAGAAUAAAAAAAGAAAUUUUGGAAAGAAUGAUCUGAAAAGAAGUCUCUGACUAAUUACGGCAGAGCUUGAAACCAAUCGAGAAAAAUUAUAUGGAACCGGUCGGAAAAGAGAAGAUCGAAAGAAAGGUUCUACCUGAAAAAAUGGAAGACCGAUUCGGAAAAGCAUAUUAAAUUUGGGUUCGGAAAAGUAUACACCCGAUUCGGAAAAGUAUCGAUUCGGAUUUCGAUUCGGAAAAUCCCGGUUCGGAAAAGUAUCGGCCUCUUUUAGUAAAUUUCCUUUGAACUGAUUCCAAUCUAUCGAUAUCUGUUCUUGUUAGAGGACAGAAAAGUUCUGACCCAUAUUCAAGAACAGGUAAAAUCUUCAACUUGUAGCAGUUCAUGAAAUUAGUGUGCGAGAAGGUAAAACAUCUAAAAAGAUUAUUCAAGAGAUUUAAUCCAGAAAGUUUGAUCGGAACGAGCUUUUGCGGCUUAUUUUUCAUAUAGAAGCAAAAGUUAACUUUUUUAUAGGAUAUAGAAAAAGUUUGAGUACUUCAAAUUUGUUUAUGGAACUAUACAUCCUGAUUAAAGUAAGAUGCAAAAAAGAACUGAUUGGGAAAAUUGUUUACAUUUUUUGAAAAAACUUUUCAACAAGUUUGCAGAAAAAUAUUUUAACUUGGUGUGAAGAGAUGGAAGGGUUUUUUAUACGUACAGGUAAUUGCUCUUUUAAGUGAUAAGUUUCGAUAUUUUACUUUUUUCAUCGCAAUAUGUGUAGUACUACAACUUUUUCAGAAGGUGUUACUAAAAUUUUUCUAGGCUGACGGCAGUGAUUCCGGGGUAAAACUGGACAUUUGCGUCAUGUGGAAAUUCGGAGCUCAAGUUCGAACUCCCACGCCGUCGGAGACGGUUACGACGCCUCAAGAAACGCCGGUGCUUGUUUCAAUUCCUCCCGCUCCUGUUCCCCAGGUCCUUUCUUUUAUUUUUAUUCUGUCACUCUAUUGGUUUCAGGUGAUUCCCCCGCCGAUGCCUCGACCAACAACCGUCCAGACUUCCUCUGCAGUCCGACUAGAAUCACCUCCGAUGCCGACGCCGUCGCCAUCUUCUUCUGCGGAAUCUUCUGACGUUUUCAGUCCUCACAAGGUAUUCACAUCAAAAUGUUUUAUUUCUCACACACAAGUACUAAAUUUCAAGAAGUAGAUGUAGGGAGAAUUUGGGAUCACAUGUGUCGGAACUUGUGGUGAUGGAGUGUUUGAGAGUAAUAACUGAAAAUGAUAUUUAUUUUUCAGUCGAUGCCGAUGGCCUGGGACGUUGAAGUAACCCCGAGGUCUAACGCUAGAUCAUCUUUCAUCGACGACGAGUUUCGGGACAACAAAAGGCAAUAAUCGUUGCUCGGUUCAGAAUAGAGACGAUCUCGGUUAGAUCACAUCGAGAAGAAGAGCUACCGAUAGAAGAAGAGCUUGUUCCUGAAGCCGAAACUCCCUCGCCUGAGAUCAUUCCGGCGCUGCCUGUCGAACUGAUUCCCUCAUCACCUUCCAGUUCUUCUUCUCAAGUCACUGUGGAACAUGGAGGUACGCCAAAUAGAAAGAAAAGCUUUUUAUUAUCUGACAUUUUGCGAUUUGAAAAGUUGGGUGA